Schistosoma haematobium is the source of this 2642-nucleotide messenger RNA. RefSeq lists its product as uncharacterized. Lineage: Eukaryota; Metazoa; Platyhelminthes; Trematoda; Strigeidida; Schistosomatidae. Bases 1912 to 2541 code for a protein of 209 amino acids. The transcript is spliced from 12 exons. The record is from RefSeq and is a predicted model, not a curated record.
UACAGUUACUGGACCUAACUUAAGUUGUCAGGAAUUGGCGUGUUCGAGCUUCAUUUGUUCAAGCUGUAUAUAUCCAGAUGAUGUAUAUAGUGGAAAUAUCGUUGUGAUCUGUAAACGUCAAUCAUAAAUACAUUCGAGUUCUGUUAUCAUAGCAACAAGUAAUUGAGAACAAGUGACAUAUGUGUGUAACAGUUUAUUUAUUAACGGUAAUCAAUGUGUCGUGCUCUGGGGGAUGGAUCAAAAAAGAUUCAAGAUGAUGCAUUUUUGAACAUCUAUUUUACAGUCACUUAUAGUAAAUGUACAACUUAUGAAAAUUAAUGAAAGUAAUACAAAAUAAGUUUGUCCUAUCUUCACAAUUUUGUAACUCCACAAAGAUUGUAUCAUCAUUUGCAGUUAGACAACAUUUCACUGACGUAAGUAAUGAAGCGAUUGAUACGUUGUCGUGUCUACCCAAUCUGUGGUCAUCAGUUUGCACUUGCUUGAAUUUACAACAAAGUAGUUAAAGUAUCACUGUGUACUCAGACACCAUAAUGUAUCGAUGUUAUGUCUUUGAAUGAAACAAGUACCGUUUAUAUGUAUGGUACACAACAGCGUAGUUGACUGAUGUUACAAAUACUGAGAGAUACACUUGUAUAUCUCACAUUCACAUCUUUUUGAUCGUAUGUUGUUUCCUAGUGUAGAUGCGCUACUCUGUCUUCCCACAUGAAUAAUAACAAACAUUGUUUCAUUUCGACCUAUGUGUAAGUAAAUAGGAGAGAUCAAUCUGUAACGUUUCGUUUCUACUUACUGACACUUGGAACCAUCAUUUUCUUUCAGUGGGAUCAACUUGUCACUUAUAUUCGUUGUUUAAAUUUUUCAUUACCAUGUGAGUCUAUCUUGUACAUUUACAUAUAAUAGAUAAAAUAUUUAUUGGUAGUGACCGUUGGUUCUCUCGUUCAAUCAGAGACAGUUGCAAUCUGUAGUCGUUCUUAUGAAACGUUUACCAAAGUAUCCAAUAUUCCUCAAUCAUUGGACCCUAUAUAUAUAUACGGAAGGAUGAAGAAGGAUUGGUUUACUAUCGAUCUGAAUAUUGAUCUAUAAUCAAAAUGGUACAUAUGACUAUACUAAUUCAACUAAUAGUACUAGAAACCAUCAAGUUUUAAAAUUUCGAUUAUCUGAAUAAAUAAUUCACUUGCCAGCAUGAAUUCCAAUAAUUUCAUUGUAAGUAAUAUUCAUCAUGUUUGAAACGUAAGCAUUUGAACAAAAUUCGUACCACUAGUAUGAGACCUCUCGACAGUACUCAAUCACUAUUCUUCACACUGGAAUCAUUCCUAGAACCUUCGGAUUAGUAGAUGAAUGUUUAACUGCUAGACAAUUGAAACAACAUCAAACAGUAUUCAUGUAUAACAUCAACCAAUCCACGAUAAUGCGCGACCAUUUUCCAUCGAUUUCAGUGAGUAACUGUCUCAUACCCAAAAUGAUUGUACUCCAUUGUUCACGGAUUCCUGAAAGAACUAUAAGAACUCUCUCUCUCUCUCGAAGCUUGUCACUAAUGAGCACAUAAUAGUGAUCUAACUUUGAUUGAUCUAUGAUCUCAAUGAAACCUAACAAUUUUCACAGUCCUAGCAUUGAACAAUCACAACAUUGAUAGUAGAAACUUACCACCUUUUCAAAUCAUUCCUGUCUAAACUAUUCAAUCUCUAAAUUAUGCUCAGUACAACUUAUUCUACUAAGAGAUGAGAUAAAUUGAGCACAGGUUUAUAUGUGUGUAUGUUUGUAUGCACAAUGCAUAUUGAUCAUUCAUACUGUGUAUAUUUUACUUCUUAUUCAACGAAUACAAAUUAGUUAUUUUCAAUCACUUUGACUUAACCAAUGAUCAUCAUUAUCUAAUGAUAUAAAUACAGAAGAAUCGACAACGAUGUUUCAUUGAAAAUGUGGCUCUUAUAUUUGUGUCUUAUUAUUCUGUUAUUGGGAGUUAUUCAGCCAAGCCAAUAUGAAAACACGUUCUCGGACAUAUAUAACCACCAGAGAAAGAUUGGUCUGUUAUUAGUACUGGAAACAUACAAAGGAACUUUAAAGAUAGAUGAAGAGAAUUUAAGAAAUACGACAAAACAAAUUGGAAUGCUGACAUAUGGAAUCAAUGAAAAACUUUCAGUGAAAUCACUAUCGAUUAAUCAAUAUGUGGAUUGUAUGGAAAAAGUUUUAGAAGUUGAUAACGGUAUUAAGCAAAUGCAAGAUUUCAUACAUACGAUGGAUAAUAUCGAAAGAAGAUAUCAUGUAGUGUAUUCGAAAGCACCCGAAUGGAAAAAGUGCUAUCGGAAACAAUCAAGAAUUUAUCGUAAUAAGUUGCCUGAAGUUAAAAAGACAAAGUGCAAUUCAUAUCUAAAAUCUAGUCGAAAAGAUAUUAUCGAUCUUAUAAGCCUAAUGAAAUCACAACGUACCUACAUUAAUCAAUAUAAUACUGAUUUGUUAGCACAUCAGUUUCUUUUAGAAAUUAUCAAGGAGAUUUACACUGCACCAGAAACAAGUUAUCCAUCUCCAGUUGAUGCAUUCAAAAGAUAAAUAAUGAACAUGUUUUUUUCUUUUCAUCGUAUUGUUUAUUACUUGUAAUAACUAAUCAUUUUUAUCGUCAAAUUGAUUUCUUCUUGUUUUAAUAAAUAAAU